CUCAUAAUUUGCUAUUUCUAUCUCUCUCAGCCUGAGCCUCUUUCAGUAUUUCUUUCUCUGCCUUCUUCAGAAACUCAUCCUCAGAAUAUAUAUGGCAGAACUAAGUUUCUAUAUUGGAGUUAUAGGAAAUGUAAUAUCGGUGCUUGUCUUCCUCUCUCCUGUGGAGACGUUUUGGAGGAUAGUGAAACGGAGAUCGACGGAGGAGUACGAAUGUUUGCCGUACAUUUGCACGUUGAUGAGUUGCUCGUUAUGGACAUAUUACGGAAUCGUGACACCUGGCGAAUACUUGGUCUCUACGGUCAAUGGCUUUGGAGCUCUUGCUGAAUCCAUCUACGUUCUCAUUUUCCUCUUCUUUGUCCCUAAACCAAGACUCUUAAACACGGUUCUUGUGGUUCUAGCUCUAAACGUGAUUUUCCCAGUUAUAGCGAUUGUGGGAACAAGAACUGCGUUUGGAGAUGCAAAAAUGCGUUCUAAUUCGAUGGGUUUCAUAUGUGCUACUCUCAACAUUAUCAUGUAUGGAUCUCCUCUUUCCGCUAUUAAAACAGUUGUGACAACGAAGAGUGUCAAGUACAUGCCGUUUUGGCUGUCGUUUUUCCUCUUCCUAAACGGCGCGAUCUGGGGUUUCUACGCUUUACUCUUACACGAUGUGUUUCUACUAGUGCCAAAUGGAAUGGGAUUUUUGCUUGGGACAAUUCAACUCCUAAUUUAUGCGUUUUACAGAAACGCCAAACCAAACGUAGAAGAUGAAGAGGAAGUCCUCACACCAAGUCAACCUCUCCUCUCUUAAUUAACCUCUUUUUUGUUAUUUUUGCUCAACUCCUCACUCACCUUUAACCUUCACUUUGUUUAAUCCUUUUGCUCAAUUAAAUUUGUUUGUCUUUAUUACCAAUAAAUUUGUUUGACUUACAGUAUUUGCUUUACCUUCUUCUAAAUUGAAUUCACAAGAUU
This is a messenger RNA of Eutrema salsugineum, 948 nucleotides long. Its product is annotated as bidirectional sugar transporter SWEET16. Gene Ontology annotation, cellular component: membrane. Gene Ontology annotation, biological process: carbohydrate transport. Gene Ontology annotation, molecular function: sugar transmembrane transporter activity. The transcript is spliced from 6 exons. NCBI's taxonomy places the organism in Eukaryota, Viridiplantae, Streptophyta, Magnoliopsida, Brassicales, Brassicaceae. The coding region runs from base 92 to 787 and encodes 231 amino acids. The record is from RefSeq and is a predicted model, not a curated record.